This is a messenger RNA of Kwoniella shivajii, 429 nucleotides long. RefSeq lists its product as uncharacterized. The transcript is spliced from 3 exons. Lineage: Eukaryota; Fungi; Basidiomycota; Tremellomycetes; Tremellales; Cryptococcaceae. Bases 1 to 429 code for a protein of 142 amino acids. The record is from RefSeq and is a predicted model, not a curated record.
AUGACUUGGACUAAGAUAACGAUUGCUUCCAAUCGACAUGAGAUGUGGAUAAGUGGAUGUCAAGCUAUUUUCGCAGGAUUCGUUUCAAGUGCCAUUGAGACUGGAGUACCUCCUGCUAUCAAAGACUUUUGGACAACUGAUCAAGCUAUACUACUAGAGGCAACUUUGAUGGAAAUCUUGCAUUCAGAUCUCAUGAAACUAGCUUCAGCCAGAUACUGCGAUCCUCUCGGGAAAGAGAAUGAUAAGCUGGCCUUACAAAUGAUCUUGUAUGAUAUCUUAUCUUCGACGCAUAAUAAAUACACGAAGCCUAUUUCCUGCCCCGCCAAUAUCGUGGAAUCCAUAGAUCAAAGAUGGGCUAUGACCAAAGCAGGAAGAGAAACAUUCAGGCUCAGACUGGAUUUACCGAAGAGAUCUGACUUCAGCGCAUAG